GUAAAUACUAAGUAAUCAAUUCACUUGUGAUAUACUUGCGAGUUUAGCCGGUUAAAAUUUUAUAAUUUAAAUUAGUAUUAAUGAUUGGUUACCUAUCUAACUAUUUUAUUUAAACAGUCACCCUAAAAGAUGGCUAAACAUCAUCCAGACUUGAUUUUUUGUCGUAAGCAACCCGGCGUCGCUAUAGGUCGGUUAUGUGAAAAAUGUGAUGGCAAAUGUGUUAUCUGUGAUUCAUAUGUCAGACCAUGUACAUUGGUACGCAUUUGUGAUGAGUGCAAUUAUGGCUCAUACCAGGGACGAUGUGUUACAUGCGGUGGACCUGGAAUAUCAGAUGCAUAUUAUUGUAAGGAAUGCACAAUUCAAGAAAAAGAUAGAGACGGAUGCCCGAAAAUUGUAAAUUUGGGAAGUGCUAAAACAGAUCUAUUUUACGAACGCAAGAAAUAUGGGUUCAAAGCACGUUAAUGCCACUGUAUUUCCAUUCAUGUUUCUUAUGAUGUAAGUUUUUAUUAAUUCUUGAAAUUAAUAAUGGAAUAAAAAUUCUUUUUCACUUCUAUUUAAUAAAAUAUUUGCUUAUUAAAAAUUAAGGUGUUUAAGUCAUUACCACUGUAUUUAUAUUUAUAUUUUGUAUAAUGUAAUUUUUUAUUUAUAAUCAGUUCUUGAAAUAAUUAAUAUAUUAA
Messenger RNA from Rhopalosiphum padi (bird cherry-oat aphid), 677 nucleotides. Its product is annotated as PHD finger-like domain-containing protein 5A. Lineage: Eukaryota; Metazoa; Arthropoda; Insecta; Hemiptera; Aphididae. The coding region runs from base 130 to 462 and encodes 110 amino acids. Gene Ontology annotation, biological process: mRNA splicing, via spliceosome. The transcript is spliced from 3 exons. The record is from RefSeq and is a predicted model, not a curated record. Gene Ontology annotation, cellular component: precatalytic spliceosome; U12-type spliceosomal complex; catalytic step 2 spliceosome.